AUGGAUAUUGAUAUCAGUGAGUCAUCCAGUCAUUUUUCUACUUAUCGCGCGUUUUACAGAAGAAUCGGAGCUACAAGCGCGAAGCCGAAUCGUCAAGAAUCACCUAACUGUAAGAGAACCCCAUGAGACCUUUUAAAAAAUAUUUUCAGGAAAGAAACAACUGCAUAGUUCUGAAGAUUGACACACACAUGAGCAAGGUGGAAGAUAUGUCUCCCUUCGGAUUUCACUUUGAAUUUGACCCCAGAAAGUACAAGAAAAGGAAGAAAGAGAUACGGAAGCAACGUUUGUAACCGCAAGAAGCUUAACAAAGUCUUUAAAAUUCCAGAAAUCACCCGAUUUUUUGCCUGGCUUGCCUAUUACCAUCACAAGUUCGGAAUCCGUCAUAUUACCCUUGUUUCUCUGCUUGUCGGCUACGUAUUUUUGGGUGGUUUCAUGUUCGAGAGAUUGGAAUCACCGAGAGAAUUAGAGGUAAAACUGGCUGAUAUCUGAUAUAAUUAUCAGUUCGUUUUAAAGGAUUUGAAAGAAACGAUUGUACUGAUGCAAGGAAUUAUCGACGAGGAAACUAGUGAUAUCAUAAACAUCACUUUGAGUACAAACGGAACAGAGCGGGUAAACAAACUCGCUAAGUUGAUAAAAGUGAGAAUAGACUUUGGGAAAAAGGAAAGAAAAACAAAUAGGAACAUUUCCAGCGGUAUUACAAAACAAUGUUAGAAGCGGAAGGGAGGUUUCAUGGAAGUGUGUGGCACAAGGCGGAAAACUUGGAUAUGCAUCUCAUGUGGUACUUCUCUUCGGCCACUUUCUAUUCAAUGACACUUUUCUCCACUAUUGGAUAUGGUAGCACAUCAAUGUGGUCAACAUCAAAUGUUUUCUUUGAGGUACGAUAUCGUGUCAAACAUUCUGGGGCAGAACACUCUCCAUUAUCUACGCUUCAAUCGGUUUGCCGAUCAUGCUCGUGGUGCUCGGAGACAUUGGAGAAUGGUUCCAGAAAGUUCUCACUAAUGGCUACACGUUUUUGCUGUUCAAGUAUAAGUGAGUUCUUCCGUUUUCUUCACUUUUUCUCCAAAGACUGCGUCUCAGAAAGUUACGUCAUCAGCAAAUCAAGAAGAAAAGAAACGAGAUCCUCCUUCCCAUGUGGCUUGCUCUGUUCCUAGUGCUCGCGUACAUUCUGAUUUGUACUCUAACAAUAAAAAUCUUCGAUCACAACGAAGGAAAUAAGCCAGGUGCCACGGCUCAAACGGGGUCUCUUUUGUGAGUCCCUUGUUUUCAGGAAUCGGCUUUUUUGACGCCUUCUAUUUCACAUUCAUCAGUCUGACCACAAUUGGUUUGGGGGAUGUCAUGCCAUUCAAUAUUCAAGUAGGCUGUUUUCAUUUUUAAACGAACAAUUGUAAUUUUCUGAUUCGUUCAGUAUUCUCCUUUUCUGGCAGCCGCAUUUUUGCUCGGUUUGGCGCUCAUUUCAAUUGUGAACACAUCAAUCUACGCUCAGUUGUAUCAGAUGUUUUUCAAUAUAAUCAACAAUGUGGAAGAGCAAUUGGAUAAUAUACAUAAUUCGAACAAUAAAGGCCCUGGGUAUAGGGUCUUUCAGGUGCAGCUCUAUGUAUUAUAGUUCUCUCUCAAUGUUUUUUUCCAGGAUUUGGAGCCUGUAAUUCGCAUGUUGGUGUGUACUUUUCCUCCGUCCCAUCCUCGACAACGAAUUCAAUUUGCAACUCAAAUUCGUGACUCGUUCAGAAAACGAGCGAGCAACACGAGUGACGUAAGUUUCGUUUUCGAUUUAAUUUCCUUGAGCAUCUUCGAAAUUGUUUCUUUCGGUCGUCGCAGAGUAUUGCGUAUUGCAGCAAAUUAAAUUGCGAACAAGAACCGAAUCGGAUAUACCAGUGCAUGACGGACUUCAUCUGUGGAUGACGAAACGCGCGAAAAAGCGUCAAAUGGAACAAGAGGAAACGGAAGCGGCGGCGGCCAGAAGACGUGCACCGACUCUGGGGGCGUUUGGCGGAUUUGACCUAAGCCUUUUCUCGUAAGAUUCAGCACAAUUUGACUGGUGAAAUACGACUCUCGAGCUUCAUUUGUUUACGAAAUUUGUUAUGCACACCCACACAUCACCUGGAGAACGAGUAGUGGAUGAUGCUUCAUGAUUCAUCGAUUUUAUUACAGACCGCGAGGACGAGCCAAUACAUCUCCGUUCCGACGAAAUGACUCAGCUGAAACCGAGGAGAGCGACCUGGAAUGA
Caenorhabditis sp. 36 PRJEB53466 is the source of this 2224-nucleotide messenger RNA. Lineage: Eukaryota; Metazoa; Nematoda; Chromadorea; Rhabditida; Rhabditidae. The record is from the annotation of a GenBank genome assembly.